Polyodon spathula (Mississippi paddlefish) is the source of this 1764-nucleotide messenger RNA. RefSeq lists its product as uncharacterized. The record is from RefSeq and is a predicted model, not a curated record. NCBI's taxonomy places the organism in Eukaryota, Metazoa, Chordata, Actinopteri, Acipenseriformes, Polyodontidae. The transcript is spliced from 2 exons. Bases 585 to 1511 code for a protein of 308 amino acids.
CCCCUCACUUCAAUACAGGGAUGCAAAUAAGACUCCCGUUGCGUAGCAAGUUGGUUGAUUCCUGUUUGUGUUUUUAAACCAUGAGUUUAAUAAGACGCACCUGUGCUUGUUACCUGCACACGCUGUUUCUUAUCAAGCUUGUAGUGGAAGCUGGAGUCUUGUUUCCAUCCCUGUAUUUAAGGCAGUUCUGCACUGACAGUGUUCUGGGUGCUUCAGGUGGAUUAUUGACCUUUUUUCUUCACUCGGUUUUAUCAGAUCGUGUUACAACCCUGUCUCUGGCUCUUGGGGUUCAGGUUACACGAUACAAAGGCAUUUGUUCUUUUAAAGUUAGGCAUGCGGUCCUCUAGAACCGUCGGGUUGGCACAAGGAAACUUUUUUUGGGGGGGUCGCUAGGAACUGAAGUUGACCUGUUAAAAGGGUCAUUUUAGUUUUAUUGGGUUUUUUUUGGUUUUUGUUCUGUGGAGAAUAACCCUUCAUUAAUUGAGCCGUGGAGUUGUGGGUUCAUCGGCUUCUCCACUUCAUGUUGCCAAAAUGUUCCAAAAAUCAAUCCAGGCAGUGUUGUGCGGGUUCAGGAUUGCCAGCAGAUGGAUCCAGGCAGUGUUGUGUGGGUUCAGAUUGCCAGCAGAUGGAUCCAGGCAGUGUGUGGGUUCAGAUUGCCAGCAGAUGGAUCCAGGCAGUGUUGUGUGGGUUCAGAUUGCCAGCAGAUGGAUCCAGGCAGUGUUGUGUGGGUUCAGAUUGCCAGCAGAUGGAUCCAGGCAGUGUUGUGUGGGUUCAGGAUUGCCAGCAGAUGGAUCCAGGCAGUGUUGUGUGGGUUCAGAUUGCCAGCAGAUGGAUCCAGGCAGUGUUGUGUGGGUUCAGAUUGCCAGCAGAUGGAUCCAGGCAGUGUUGUGUGGGUUCAGAUUGCCAGCAGAUGGAUCCAGGCAGUGUUUUGUGGGUUCAGAUUGCCAGCAGAUGGAUCCAGGCAGUGUUGUGUGGGUUCAGGAUUGCCAGCAGAUGGAUCCAGGCAGUGUUGUGUGGGUUCAGAUUGCCAGCAGAUGGAUCCAGGCAGUGUUGUGUGGGUUCAGAUUGCCAGCAGAUGGAUCCAGGCAGUGUUGUGGGUUCAGGAUUGCCAGCAGAUGGAUCCAGGCAGUGUUGUGGGUUCAGGAUUGCCAGCGGAUGGAUCCAGGCAGUGUUGUGGGUUCAGGAUUGCCAGCGGAUGGAUCCAGGCAGUGUUGUGGGUUCAGGAUUGCCAGCGGUGGUCUUCAAGACGGUGUCCCUUCCUGUUCCUCUUGUAUUUAAAUGGCUUAACCCUUGUAAUAACAUUAAAUGCACUUUACCCAACUUGUACAGGUAUGUAUAGAGCUUUAUUUCUUACAUGUUUCAAAUGGAGGGGAAAGGGGUGGGGUGGGGGCUGUGGUCUCUGCCAUGGGGGGGUUGUAAUACAUAUUGUUGUAUUCAUUUCUAAUCAAACCCUGAUUUGCAUUGUAAGCACACUAUACAGAAAAAAACAGAGCUUGUUUACAUUCCUAUAAAAGGUAGCAACCUUAUUAAAAAGGGAGGGGUUGGGGGGGACGAAGUGGAAUCCUGCUAUCCCUAGCAGGUUUAAAAAAAAAAGUAUUUUUGCAGUUUGUUUUUUUGCCUUAAAGAAAAUGACUUGACUGUAAUUGACUGUCCCUGGGAUUGGAGACAGUUUCUGUAUUCAUACGUUUUUCACUGUAAACUAACCCUUUGUGAUCCAACUAAAUUGUUGUAAAAAUUAUAAAUAAAAAAAAAAAAAGAGGAAUU